AUGCCGGUGACUGCACAAUCGUGUAGCAACGAUGGCCAAGUCGCAAACUUUGCGGCAUUCCAAUCUUUGCUUGGCAAUCCCGCCAUGACCACGAUCUGCCUCGACGAGCAGUCAUACGCGUUCACCUCCGUUUUGACAAUCACCCGAAGCGUGAGCAUUGUCGGCUUCAAGACGAACUUCACUUUGGGCUCGACAACUCGCUUUUUCAAUAUUGACGGCAACGUGCCGCUCGUCAACAUUUCCGGUAUUGCAUUUAUUGCUACAAGCAGCUCAACCACCGCAAGUGGUGGCUCAAUCCUGGUCGGUACAAACACGCGUCUUGUCCUGGCGAACUUGUCCUUUGCCAAGUCGUCCGCGAAAACUGGCGGCGCGCUCUAUCUUGGCAGCGGGUCGCAGGUCGAAGGAACGAGCCUCUCCUUUUCUGGAUGCGGCUUUACCUCCACUGCCAGUAGUGCAACGGGUGGCGCGGUAGUCUACUUGAACGCAACAUCGUACUUUUCCUGCACCGCUUGCACGUUCAAGGACAGCGCGAUCGCCACCUACAGUCAAGGGGGUGUAUUUUUUAUUGGCGAAAGAGCCACUGUGCGCGUCUACAGCUCGACAUUCAGCAACAAUUUUGGCGGAAUUGCUGGAGUUGCCGCGAUGGACGACUACGCUGCGCUCGAGGCUUUCGGCUCGAACUUUACCGGGAACGACGCCGGUGACGGCACUUCUUCUGACGGUAGCGGAGGUGUUGUUUAUGCUCAAGAUUUUGUCAGCAUUUGGUUUCAAGACUGCACGGUUUCCGCAAACGCAGCUCAGGAAGGCUCAGGCGGUGUCAUUUUCGCAGGAGCCAGCGCCAACAUUACUUUGCUGCGGUCUACCUUCACGUCCAACACCGCUGCUACAGACGGCGGUGUCAUCCGCACCGGUGUGAGUGCUCAAAUUGCGGUCGUCUCAAGCACCUUCUCUCAAAACGCUGCCUCAAGUGGCGCCGGCGGUGUUUUCGCGCUGGAAGGAGCCAGCUCAACCGUCACGGCUACGGAUAGCCUGUUCAACGGCAAUCAAGCGAUCAGCGGCGGUGUUCUGGACAUGAUUUCGAGCAAUACUCUGCGCGCAUCCUUCUUUCGAUGCAACUUCACUUCGAAUAAGGUUGCAGCCAGCUCCGGCACGGAUUUAGGAGGAGGCGUCUUUCGCGUUCGAAACAACCAGCUUGUUCUUGUCGAUUCCUCGUUCACAAACAAUGUUCGUUCAUCGGUUUCUAGCCUUUACGAGGUUGGCAUGAUCGAAGUGGAUGCCGCCGGCAAAGUGGCUGUGGUCUCCAGCCAGCUGUCCGGCAACUCCAACACGAGGCAAUACGAUGCGCUCUUGACGGGAGCCAGUGCAACAAUGCUGACCUUCCAAGCCACUCUGACGAAAACAGCAGACGGUACAGCUGUGAACGAGCCCAAUCUCGCCGCCUUUUGCAUCGACUGCAAGGCCAUCGCCAACUUCCUCUGCAGUGCCGUGCCAGCGUGCGCCUAUCUCUCCUCCUCGCGCAUUGUCACGCCGUCCUCGUUGCUCGCACCGUCAUCGUCCACGACGUCAUCCGUCAGUUUGACCCUUUCAAGCACGCCAACAUCGGAGAUGACGACGACGAUGCUAUCGAGCUCCACUCCUGACCCGACCACACCAGCCACUUCUGGCCCGACCGAACUCUCGACACCACCACCAUCUUCGCCCCUAUCGAGCGCGACACCAUCUUCUCAGACGCCGCUAUCGAGCUCGGCAACACCCGCCAAUUCUGACCCGAAAGGAUCGUCCUCGUCGGACACUACACCCAUCGUGGCGGCGGUUGCUGCCGCCGUUUGCGCCGUGGUUGUUGCAUGCCUCGUCCUGAUUCUGAUCCUCCGGCGGCGCCGCAACAACGCUGCUGCCAAGCGUCGCGUUUCUCGGGACUCCAACAGCGUACCCGUUUCCACAAAUGCCCUUGUUGGCGAGUUUGAGAGGAAGGCCUCGUACACGGCAGCGGUGCGUGAGGUGCCGAAUCCCGUCUACGAUUCUCUCGGGCAGUCCUCCUCGACGUACGAUGACCCCAACAACCCAACGUAUGCGGGACUCGAUGCAACAUAUGCAGGUCUCAAUCCGACGUAUGCGGGGCUCGAUCCGACGUACGAGCAGUUUGGACGCAAGUCGGCGUACGAUGAUAUCAAACGGGCCCCCCAAUCCUCCGAUGCCACCCAGUACGCAGCAGUCGUACAACACCAACACAACGGCUCUAGGAUGAGCGGCAGCAUAGAAUCCGAGUAUCACGUGCCCCGCGAGUUGGCUUCUCCGACCUAUGCUGCUCUGGAUUUGUAA
Messenger RNA from Capsaspora owczarzaki ATCC 30864, 2319 nucleotides. RefSeq lists its product as hypothetical. The transcript has a single exon. NCBI's taxonomy places the organism in Eukaryota, Filasterea, Ministeriida, Capsasporidae. The record is from RefSeq and is a predicted model, not a curated record. Bases 1 to 2319 code for a protein of 772 amino acids.